Messenger RNA from Apis laboriosa (Himalayan honeybee), 8768 nucleotides. RefSeq lists its product as uncharacterized. Gene Ontology annotation, molecular function: sequence-specific double-stranded DNA binding; DNA-binding transcription factor activity, RNA polymerase II-specific. Gene Ontology annotation, biological process: regulation of DNA-templated transcription. Lineage: Eukaryota; Metazoa; Arthropoda; Insecta; Hymenoptera; Apidae. Bases 6141 to 7625 code for a protein of 494 amino acids. The record is from RefSeq and is a predicted model, not a curated record. The transcript is spliced from 10 exons.
CUCAGGUAUUUAUUUAGAACCGUAACUUCACUUUCGAUACCUUUCAAUAUCUUACUUGAAACUCAGAAAUAUAGAAUUUCACUUUUCCAUAAUUUUCGUAUCAUAAUUUCUCUUCCCAUUUAAAAAUAGAAUUUAUUUUUUCUCAAUCUCUCUUCUCAACAAACUACAACUUCACUUCCAAUACUUCUCGAUAUUACUUCAUUUCCAAUUAUAUAUACCCUCUACACUUUACAUCUUACAUUUCCAUCGUACACAAUAAAAAGAAAAAAUAAAAAAUAUCAAUCACAGACACAGAAUUUCCCUUGCCACGAAAACGAAACUCCCUCGACCGAAAUUGAUCUCUUCCACGCCGUCUUUCCCAUCCACGGGACUGAGUCGAAUCGUGGAACCAACACGUUUUCGCGUGGAGGAAAAUCAUGUCCCGGCAUGCGGCAGGAAUUCGUACGGGCCGCCAUAUUUCAGUUAAAGCGCGCGGGGGUGGCGUUCAAUGCCUCCGCUCCGCGUUGCCAUGGCAAUUAAUUACCUUCAUCCCUUCCCGUGGCAUAGGUACGCCUAUAACGGGUGUACUGAUCGCGUUCGAAAGAUAUCCGUCUCGAGAGGGAGGGACGGGGGAGAGCAAAUACGUUAAUUACCAGGCGGGCCAGUCUCCGUGCAAAUUACUAAUGAGAUUUUCGCCCACCGUAAGAAAUCUCCUUUCGUAAUUUCGAGCGCGACUAGGAAGCCGUCAAAGGCUGUCGCCGUUAAUUUUGGGGAAACGAUUCGGUUAACAGGCCUCGCUCGAUUAUCUCUUUCUUCACGCGGGGGUGGAAAUACAUUUUCGAGGCGAGGUUCACCAGGAUUUCAGGGGUUGUCGAAUGAUGGUCGCUUUACUUUUAAUUGUUAAUGUUAAUUUUUGAUCGAGGCUGGAAGGGGAGGGGGAGGGUUAAACGUUUUUCGAAAGAUGGAAUAUUGAUUUGAGUUUCGAUUCUUCGAGGAUAUUGUGUCGUCGAGGGUUUGGUGAUUUUGGAAUAUAUUAAUAUCGAGUUAUAUUAAAUUUUUAACAAAUUGAAGCAAUUUAGAACAACAGUGGAACACCUGGUGAAGGGGAGGGGGAGGGUUAAACGUUUUUCGAAAGAUGGAAUAUUGAUUUGAGUUUCGAUUCUUCGAGGAUAUUGUGUCGUCGAGGGUUUGGUGAUUUUGGAAUAUAUUAAUAUCGAGUUAUAUUAAAUUUUUAACAAAUUGAAGCAAUUUAGAUGGAACACCCGGUGAACGUAACAAUCGCAACUUUUCCCCAGCCGGCAGCCACUAGAGAUAAUAGUGUAACUGAUAGUUGUGGCUAACUAGAACCCACCCUCUCGACUUUCCUCUUACCAUUUUCGGGGGUUGUCCCCUCUCCUCGACUAAUUUUCGGUCUCCCAGAGCUAUCAUUAUCGGCCGAAGAAAUCGCCCUCCCUAUUCGUCUCCGUGUCUUCUUCCGUCUACCCUUGAUUCCUCGUUCGAAAUUGACGAAACGUCGCGCUGAAUCUAAAUUUUAUAUCCGAGGAAAGAAAUCUACGUCUUCUUGUAAAUUUGUUCAAGUUCUCAACGCUCGAAAGAAAAUUAAAAAAUUACCUUUCUUGCGCGUCAAAUCAAAGAAAAAAAAAAAAAAAAAAAAGAAAGAAAGAAAGUCAAGUUAUAACGAUUAAACAAAUCCAUCGUGAAAAAGACACGCGUCUUACCCUUUCGCACAAAUUGUCUAACGCGCACCGCACAUUUCCACACGCGACCAUUACGUUAUAAUUAUUCCAUCCACCCGUGUCUUCGCUAAAUAGAUUUAAGAGAUACAAACAGUCGGCCGCAAACGCUUUAUGAAUAGCUUCAUCAAGGGACUCCAAGGAAAUAAAUAGACGAUCAUCUACAGCAGAUGGCUUUAUCGCUCAGCGGGGUAUCCGUCAACCGUAUAAAUCAGAUAUUCAUUUUAAAAAAAAAAUCACACCUCGUCCUUGUUCACGCUCAUUCCCUUCUCCUCGAAACGUGGACUCACCACCGUCUGAUCUCUCUCUCUCUCUCUCUCUCUCUCUCUCUCUCUCUCUCUCUCUCUCUCUUUCUUUGUACGCCUCAUUUCAGAAGGAAGAACAAGUGGAUUUUCUGGGAUGGAAACCAGGACCGAUCGACGACGAGCCCCUCCAGUUCCAUCGCCAUCCUCCACUUUGAAGAGAAUGUACCUGCACGACGCCUGUUCCAUCAAGCCUCCACGGCGUCUCAAUAAUCAUCGCGGUCUUUCACGUCAUCGCGAGCAAGCGUAAAAUCGUAAUCCAAUUUGUCUGGAGUGGCCGCAACAGGGCGACGAGGCCGAGCGAAUGAAGUCAUCGCGGCUUCGCCAGGGCUUGGCCGUUUAAUCAUCAUAAAUUUCGCGGGGAAACCGCGAACCGUCCCCUUUCUUACGGGUCCACUUUGUUCCUGGACCCGUGAGACCGCUUCCAACGCUCACCACCACGGCCCCAUCCUGGCCAUCGAGGUUUCACUUUGGUCGCACUUCGACAUUCUUCCGCUUCGUGCGUCUCGAAAGCUUCGCGAUGCUGAGAAGUGGUGGAGGAUCUUUGGAGUAUUCCUUUCUUUUUGUUACCGAGACGCUUAACGACACUUAAAAAGGAGAGAGGGACGUUUCAGAAGAGAAAUGAAGAUGAAAGGCGGGAGAAAGCCGCGCGGCACCUCGCGGAACGUUCCAUUUCUGCCAAACAAAUUGCCCUCCCACGCGGAGAGCCGGACAAAGGGGCCCGGCCCCGGCCCCUGCCCUCUCUGCAUUACAACCUCAUUCAAGAAUCGCGGCGGCAAGAUACAGCCUGGACAUCCAUUAGCGGUUGAACACGGUGGCUCGUGUAGAAGAGAGGCGAACGUGCAGCUCCCACCAAUCCCAGAGCAAAUAAAUUCCGCGAGGCUUUGCGCUACCUCGAGCGGACGUUAAACCAAUAUUCUCCAGGAAAUUCGUGGACCGUUUCAAUUCGUUUCGGAUCCGAACGGUUUAUACGUCGUUCACCAGAGGGAAACUCGAAGAGAACAUCGAGAAAGGAGAAAGAAAAGGUGUCCAACUCCCGAACGUCGUCCUCCAUUUUCGACGAUCAAUCAUCCCCCACAGACCUGUACGUGGAAAGACGAAUCCAUCGCCGCGAAACAUUUAUUCGUACAAUGCAUAAUAAGAUGUCCGCUUCCACCUUUCCACUUCCAUCGGCAUCUAAAGAAAUAGCCUCGUCCAAUCGGAGUGCACAGCUCACCGAAGAAAGGGAUUCUAACAUGUCUGAAAUCUUGGCGGGAGCCGGGGACAAAACAUUCGCAGCGACUGGUUUGCCAGAACGUAUAAUAAGAGUGUGAUUAGCAUUAUUUACGGCCGGUUAACUAUUAACCCAUAAAUCAACCGGAGGACUACAUUAUCCGAGCCCUGUGUUGGUGAGUGUCCGGUUGCCUCUGCGUCUCUUCUCUUUCGAAGAAGAAGAGGAAGAGGAAGAAAAAGAAGAGAAGGAAGAAGAAGAAGAAGAAGAAGAAGAAGAAGAAGAAGAAGAAGAAGAAAACGGUACCGUACCGAGGUGUGCGGACGUAGAUGUAGAUCGUCUGGACGAUAAGGGGCGAGGAGGAUUCGUGAGUCGACGAACGAUUCGAGAGGCGAGAGAGGGAGAAGGGUGGAGGAUAUAGGGGUGGAAAGGUCGAGGAAGAAGAGGACGGAGGAAAAAGAGGGCUUCUUUUUUCGUGAUUUAAGAGGACACGGUGUUCCUUCUUUCCUUUAUCAGCCGCUCCUUUCCCUUCUUGCCUACGCUGGAUCUCUCUCUCUCUUUCUCGAGCGCGAAUUUCGAGCGGAUUACGGUGAAUCAGCUCGACACCUCUGGAGCAGACGUGGCCCGAUCUAGGAUGAAUCUGGUGCCGCCGCUGUAAAAAGAUUACGUAAGCGGUAAUGGCCGCCGGCUCCUCCUAAAUUCGAGAGAACGAAGAGUUCCAUCCGGCGAGAGUACCAUCGCGAGCCGUGGUGGAACGGUGGAAGAGAGAGAACACACGGGAACAGAAAUGGCGAACAGUGUGGCGGCAGGGUGGAGGGAGAAGCGACACGACGAGCCAGGUGGCGGGGGUUAAUUUUAAUUUCCUAAUUUUUCCCACCCCGAGGCGCAGGUAAUUUCCUCCCCAGAAGAGAAUAGAUGUAAUUACUUAACGCCUCCGAGCUCUGAGCUCCUCUUAUUAAAAGAGGAUCGUGCCCUCGAGGGCUGGAGGGGUGGAAGAUACGCCUCUGGUGGGGUGGUGGGGGGGAGGAGUGGUGGAGGCACAACAAUCGUCGGGAGAAACGAUCGCGAAGAAAGGGAAACGUUGUCGGCCUCGUUCCAUCGAAGAUGGACAACGUUGGUCGAGUUUCUUUCUGUUAUACUUUCCAUACUUCGAAAGCAUCUCCCUCCUAACUCGUUCCGAUCUAAAAAAUUUAUCCCAUUCUCUAAUAAAAUUCUCCUUGAGCGCGGGAUGUAUACUUGUAAUUGCAUAUUUAAAAAAAAAUAAACAAAUAGAAAGUAAUAGAAUGAAAAAAAAAAGAAAGAAAGAAGAAAUAAGCGAAGGAGGGAAAAUAAGAGGAGGAAAUAUGGAGGACGAUUUUUCCCGGAGAAGAAAAUUUCUAGCUUGGAGGAAGAGUGUAUCUGGCGGAAUUGGAGGCUAAGGUCGAAGCUGUUGGCCAGGCUCCUCGAGCCAGGGGUGGUUUCCCCGAACGCAGUGGGGAAGGGAGGAGCCAUCUUGCGGCUGGUUUCAGGGCAGCCACCAAUUGAUUCAUCCCCACCAGGGUGCCUAUUACCGGGAGGAAGGGGCGUCGAUUCAAUUCCAGGGCAAAAAAACCGUGCACGAGGCGGAGUUCGCCUCGUAAUCCAUCCGUCCCCAUUGGCCGGGAACGGAGUGGCACCCGUGAACCCGCUAUCCGGCCGGCCAAUCGGGUGCCUCUGGGUGGCGAUCCAAACCAGUUUCAAAUCCAUAGACAGAGGGGAGCCGUUGACUUCGCUCGGCAGCCAGAUAGUGCUGUGCCGUUGGCUCGUGCCGUAGUGGUCCUAAACACACUAACAGGUCCUUGCCAGGCCGAGGAAUCCCUGGAAUCCGCUCGUCGCGCGAAUUGGCCGAAUUCGAACCACGCACCCGCCGAAACACCCCUUUUUUGGUGACUGUAAUCUCGUCAGCUGAUCAGUGUUUUCGUGGCCGGCCAAUUGCGUAACCUCAGGUGCGAUCGCAUUGUCCAGGCGUUGUCUUUAACAAGUGUCAUCUCUCUGACUCCAGUGAUUUUGUUUCACCUGUGUUUUGCCGAGAUGAUCCUGUUUCACUUGGUGACUUUUACAAGUUCGGUGCGUUGAGGGAAGAUGAACAUUCGGGACGAGGAUUGGACAGGAUCUUAGACUGAUAGGGUUAUAACCUGAUUUUUCGAUGAAAUUGUUUUCAGUGACCGAGUGAUAAUUGUCGGGAAAUUGUGACAGAGGAAAAGGCCGAUGGAUUGUUGAGAUUGAUACACGAAUAUUGACGAAAUAUCUCUCGAACAAACUGAUAGUUUUAACUGAUCGUUUUAUGGAAUUUAAAAUCGUUGUUGUGAGAUUUAUCGAGGACUUUGGUAAAGAAAGAAAACGAGUAAAAGACUGAAGAGACUGAGAUUAAAGAUAGCGAAAGAGAGCGGAAAAUUUAUUGAAAUCCUCUCUGCCGAAGGAUCAUUUAAAAAAGCGAAAAAGACUGGUUACCAUAGAUAGACAGAAUUCUCUGAGCACGCUUUCCGACGGCUGUCGACUUGCCACAAUCACGUUAACACAAUCCGUCUUCACAUCUCCGCGAACCAUUGAUCCCCAACAAAUAUGAACACCAUUUUAUCCGCGUAUGUCUAAAAAUCUUUAAACUCCAUUUAUUCAAACAUCAAAUCUCUCUCCUAUAUAUAAGAUGUAAACAAACAAAGUGUCUACAAACAGUCCAUAUUCGACAAAAACUUAUUGACAUCGCACGUGUGCAACAAUAAUAUCCCGGGCCCUCGAGAGUUCCAAGAAAAACUUCGCAACACUCGCCGGUUCACAUGAAGCUGAAGGAACCGCGGCCACCUCAUUCGUAGUGCGUCAUCGAGCUCGAAAGGAUAUAGAUGCAAAAUAAGUGAGAUCUCUCCAGUGGAGAGAGAAACAGUCGCCACGUUGGUACCAAACAUGGUCCUGGAGCCAGGAGGUGGUCUGUCCUUCCCACUGCCUCCUGGUAGCGGUUCCGCCGGUUCCGGUGGUUCCCUGCUGACACCGGCCAGGCUGUUCCAGAGGGCGACACCCGUGUUUCCGUUCCACCUGGCAGGAUGGCCACCCCAUCAUCCGGUCCUCGGCCAGGUACAAAGCCAGGUACAGCAGACGAUGCAGGCCCAGCAUCAGGCGGCGGCUGCCGCUGUCAGGUUCCUCAGUCAUCAUCAUCCUCAUCAUCCGCAUCCGGCACUGGGGAACCACCCCCUGGUGCCGGCGAUAACUAGCCACCAUCCGACCGCCCAUCAUCUUCAUCACGGUGCCGAUCACGCCGACGAGGAUGACGAGAAGAAAGGUUGCGAUGGCGAAUCGGACGAAGGUGGAAGCAAGAGGCGAAGGAGCAGGACCAACUUCAAUAGCUGGCAAUUGGAGGAAUUGGAACGGGCAUUUCUCUCGAGUCAUUAUCCCGAUGUGUUUAUGCGAGAAGCUCUGGCUGUGAGACUCGAGUUGAAAGAGAGCCGCGUAGCUGUAUGGUUCCAAAACAGAAGGGCAAAAUGGAGGAAGAAGGAGCACACGAAGAAGGGUCCAGGAAGGCCGGCGCACAACGCUCAUCCUCAAAGCUGUAGUGGCGAACCAAUUCCACCUGAAGAGUUGAGAAGGAAGGAGAGGGAAAGGCGGCAGAAGAAAUUGCUGAAAGCUCUUGAACGACAGCAGAGGAAAUUAGCUGCAAAGGGAAUCACCGUCGACCUCUCGACCCUUCGAGCCGAAUGGGAGUCCCGAAGCGCGGCAGCAUCCGGCGGAAACUCCCUGAACGGAAGCCUGGGAAGCUCUUUCAACCACUUGAGCAACAACAACGAGAGCAGCAGCGUGUCUGGCUCUGGCAACGACGCGAACGAGGAGAUAGACGUUGUCGGGGGUUUGGAUUCUUGCAGCGAGAGCGGCAGCGAGAGGGUCGACUCCACCGCCGAUGGUUCCAUCGAUGGAGAGUGUUACUCGAGACUGGGGAGCAGUGGCAACGAUCAGAACGAUCCUCGAAGAUCGGUGAACCAGGUCGCGGGAAGUCUUCAGAGUCCAAACUCGAGCCUGAACCUGGACCACUUGAAUCACCAGCAAGGGAUCCAUCAUUGGGGCCUGACCUCCCUCCUCGAGAGAAGGAGAGAGUUGGUGAACAUCAACAGCGCGGGUGGACCACGUCAAACAACGAACAACCCCGGAAGAACAUCGGUCAGGCAACAGACCAGCGAGGAGGAGGUGCAGAGCAGUAGCAUAGACCUGAGUGUGAAGGGAAGGGAGGAGAGGAAGAGGCUCAACCCUUUCUCUAUCGAUAGUUUACUGGGUAAUAACAGAACGAGCACCCCCGGUAUCCACAACGAAUACAGAGCCUCGACGCCCACUCUGUCCAAUGGCAGGGAGUCGAUGAGCCCGACGUCACCGAUCUCGGUUCCAACUUCGCCAUCCACCACGUAGUGAGCCAAGAAUCCGUGUUUCUUCUAUUCGUACGGUGGCCAAUGAAUUAUGGUGUUGGAACACAACGAAGAAUACGGGCAAGUUUCGCGAGGACAUUUAUUAAGGAACAUUAUCGAGAACAACGAGACGGAAGAUAGAGUUUCUCACUGUUUUAGGAUAACAAUUGUAUUAUCUGUUCUAAAAAAAAAAAUGGGAACGAGAGUUCCUGAUGGAUCUGAGAGUGAUACAAGGAUUGGAACGUGGAUUCGUUUUUUCAUUUGUCGGGGAAAACGAUUGUUGACGAUUUCGUUGACGCCGAUCGAUGAAGUUUGAAGAUGUUUGAAGAUGUUUGAAUUGAUGAGUUUCUUCUGCGAGAGAAACGGUGAUUCGAUCGACGAGAGUUUCCUCUAUCGAGACGAGAGGAGAAAGGAAAGCUUAUAUCAGUUUCGACAUAUCUGCAUCGAGUGCGUGAGUGACGUUGAGACUGCGUGUCACUGCGUGGUUCUGACUUUCUUCUUUUGUCCUGCGUGUUCGAGUGUGGAGAUCGAGACGAGAAUGUGCAAUAAAACACACGGAUAAAUCGUUCUUUUCUUCCCUCUCUUCUUCAAGUGUUAUGUGUAGAGGGAGAGAGAAAGAAAGAGAGAGAAAGAGAGAGAGAGAGUUAUUACGUUAAGUGAGGAUGCGUGUGCGAGAGAGCGACAGACUGCGCGUGUAUUUAAUGUAAAUAGCUCGAAAGUAUGGACGAUUCCGUUUUAUUUAAAUCUGAUUCGUAGCCGAUACCCCUCCCAGUGUUCGUCUGAUUCGCGGAUAUUAUUUAAAAAAGCAAUAGAGAUUUUUCGCCUGGCACGCGUGUAUAUAUAACAAUAGAGAUUAAAUCGAAAGUUUUAGACAUUGCGUGGAGGGAUGCCGAUGAGAAAAUAAAGAAGCGGUACAAAGCUGAAUUACGGGAUAUAUCUCCUCUUCUUCUUUUUUUAUGCGUCGUGCAAGAGUGCAUUUUGUGAGAAAGAGAGAAAAAAAGAGAAAGAGAGAAAGACAGAGAUGUUGAAGAUCGAUAAGAAGAGUGAAGAGGAGAAGAGAGAGAGAGAGAAAGAGAAGGAGAGAAUGAAAGAAAAAGAGAGAAAGAGAGAGAGAGAGAGAGAGGAGAUGUUAUGAGAUGCCAUAAAA